GCCCCGCGCGCACCGGCCCCGCCGAGCCCGACCCCGGGCGGCCGCGGCUGCUAUGCGGCUUCGCGGCGCACGGCCUGCACCGGGUUUGCGCCGACGCCUGCCGGACACUGACCCAGCUGAGGAUUAGGGACACCGGCUGUGAGCAGGGGACCCUGAGGCUGCCACCCCCAGAAAGUGCCAGCUCUGCGAGGGAAAGGGUGAUGUGCCGUGCUCCAGCUGCUGCCUGCUGAGCCUGAGGAGGAGUUUUGGAGCCUGCCUGGGACAAGCAGCACCCCAAUCCCAACGGGCAGCACCAAGCCUGCGACACACCGUAGCCCUUAAGCCAAGGAGACAUCGGACCAAGCCUGAGAGGGAUCAAGGGUCACAUCCUUCCUUCCUAACCCGGUGUCAACCCCGACGGCACUGCCCUCACCCCCGGCAGCCCCCUCCAGGGCUGCCUGCCCCCGGCGCUGCCCAGCUUUGGCCCCCAGCCCCGCUGGAGCGCGGCAGCCUGCCGGGCGCUGCCCCCCGGGCACUGCCCCCCGGGUGCAUCGCCCCCCGGCCCCCCGGGGACCCCCCGCCUGCCGGCAGAGCCAUGAAGCUGCAGGCGGUGAUGGAGAACCUGCAGCGGCAGCAGCGCGCGCGGCUGCAGCAGGCGCUGGAAGCGCGGCAGCAGGAGCAGCAGCAGCCGCCGCCACCGCAGCCACCACGCUGCACGUCCCCUCCAGCCCAGCCCUCGCAGCCCCUGGGGCAGCCCCCUGCCAGCAGCCGGGGCCGUGGGCAGGACGCGGCGCCCUCGGAGGAGGGAGCGGAGCCCGAGAGCGCGCACAUGCAGCGGGCACAGAUGGCCGCCCUGGCUGCCAUGCGGGCGGCCGCCGCCGGCCUCAGCCACUCGCCCAGCCCGGGGCUGUCGGAUGAGAGCCAGGCCUCCGAGGAGGAGGAAGAGGAGGAGCGCGGAGAGGAGGAGGAAGAUGGUGGCGGGUACCAGCAGGAGAUGGGCUCCGAGGAGGAGGAGGAUCUGAAGGGCAAAUGGGAUGAAGAUGACUUUGAAGAAGACCUGGGUGAGGAGGAAGAGGAAGAAGAAGAGGAGGAGGAAGAGGAAGACUACGAGGAAGAAGAAGACAUGGGAGAGGAAGGGCUCAGCUCGGCCGAGGCGGUGCGGGCGGGUGCGGGAUCCCUGCUGCUCCGCAAGCCCCCAGCGCCCCAGCACUACCGGGGGGAGCCCCCACGGCUGCCAGGGGGGCAGGAGCGGCUGCCCCCCGGCCUGGGCCACGCUCAGCCCCCACCACCAGCCCCUGACCACGGCGACUGGACCUACGAGGAGCAGUUCAAGCAGCUGUACGAGCUGGAUGGCGACCCCAGGAGGAAGGAGUUCCUGGAUGACCUCUUCAGCUUCAUGCAGAAGCGUGGCACCCCCGUGAACCGGAUCCCCAUCAUGGCCAAGCAGGUGCUGGACCUGUACAUGCUGUACACGCUGGUGACCGAGAAGGGGGGUCUGGUGGAGGUCAUCAACAAGAAGCUGUGGCGGGAGAUCACCAAGGGGCUGAGCCUGCCCACCUCCAUCACCAGCGCGGCCUUCACCCUGCGCACCCAGUACAUGAAGUACCUGUACCCCUACGAGUGUGAGAAGCGUGGGCUGAGCAACCCCAACGAGCUGCAGGCAGCCAUCGACAGCAACCGGCGGGAGGGCCGGCGGCAGGGCUUCGGGGGCUCCCUCUUUGCCUACUCACCUGGUGGCACCCACGGCCUCCUCUCCUCGCCCAAGCUGCCAGUGCCGGCGCUGGGGCUGGCAUCUGCCACCAAUGGCGGGGCCAUCACGCCUGGCCAGAAGAUCAAGAAAGAGGAGGACUCUCCCAUCCCCAUCUCCAUGCCCAGCCGGCUCCCGGUGUCCCUGGCCGGGCACCCGGUGGUGGCGGCGCAGGCGGCCGCGGUGCAGGUGGCAGCAGCCGCCCAGGCCGCGGCGCUGGAGCAGCUGCGGGAGAAGCUGGAGUCGGGAGAGCCCCCGGAGAAGAAGCUGGCGCUGGUGACGGACGAGCAGCAGCGGCUGAUGCAGCGGGCGCUGCAGCAGAACCUCCUGGCCAUGACGGCCCAGCUGCCCAUGAGCAUCCGCAUCAACAGCCAGGGCACACGCUCGCCAGGUCAGUGCCGGCCCCGGCCUCGCGUCCCCGCCCAGCUCCCGGCCCCGGCGGGCUCGGUAACGCGGCUCUUCCCGGCAGAGAACCGCCCGGACGCCGCUGCCGCCAGCAGCAACGGCACCAACAGCAUCAGCAUGUCCGUGGAGAUCAACGGCAUCGUCUACACAGGUGUGCUGUUCGCCCAGACGCCCGGCCCUUCCUCCUCCUCUUCCUCCUCCUCCUCCUCUGCCUACAGCAAAGGCAACGGCGGCAGCAGCCGGAGCAGCGGCGGCAGCGGGGUGGGGAGCGGCGGUGGGAGCGUGCCCCCCGCCCCGGCCGGCCUGGCCGUGCCCCCCAGCUCUACCUCCAACAGCGCUUCGCCUUAACGCCCCAGCCUCGGGCACCGGCGCCCGCGGGGGGACGGGGCCGCACCGGGGCUCACCGGGGUCUUCUGGGGUCUCGCCGGGGUCUCACUCGAGGUCUUGCCCAAGGUCCUGCCAGAGGCUCACUGGGAUCUCACCAAGGGUCUCACCCGAGGUCUUGCCAGGGUCUCUCUGGGGUCUCAACAGGAUUUCACCGGGAUCUCACCAGGGUUUCAUUGAGAUCUCACCUGGGUCUCUCUGGGGUUUCUUUGAGAUCUUGCCUGGGUCUCACUGGGAUCUCACCAAGGGUCUCACCCAAGGUCCUGCCAGGGUCUCUCUGGGGUCUUGCUCGAGGUCUUGUCAAGGUCUCUGUGGAGUCUCAGCAGGAUUUCACCGGGAUCUCACCAGGGUUUCAUUGAGAUCUCACCUGGGUCUCUCUGGGGUCUCACCAAGGGUGUCACCCAAGACCUGAGUGAGACUGGGGUCUCACUGGGGUCUCAUUGAGAUCUUGCCUGGAUCUCACUGGGGUCUUGCUCGAGGUCUUGCCAAGGUCUCUCUGAGGUCUCAGCAGGAUUUCAUUGAGAUCUCACCUGGGUCUCUCUGGGGUCUCACCAAGGGUCUCACCCGAGGUCUUGCCAGGGUCUCGUCAGGAUCUGGCCCGAGGUCUUGCCAGGAUCUGGCCUGAGGUCUUGCCAGGAUCUCAUUGGGGUCUCAACAGGAUUUCACCAGGGUUUCAUUGAGAUCUCACCAGGGUCUCUCUGGGGUCUCACUCGAGGUCUUGCCAGGAUCUCUCUGGGAUCUUGCUCGAGGUCUUGCCAGGGUCUCUCUUGGGUCUCAGCAGGAUUUCACCAGGAUCUCACCAGGGUUUCAUUGAGAUCUCACCUGGAUCUCACUGAGGUCUCACCAAAGGUCUCCCCCGAGGUCUUGCCAGGGUUUCUCCAGGGUCUUCUCAGUCUCUCGAUGGACCCUGCCCUUGUUCUCGUGUUGUUGGAUUUUCCUUUUCCAGGCAGAAAAGCUUUAGCCCGGGGGGUUUUGCUGGAGCCGCCGGCUGUCCGGCUGCGCCGCUCCGGGACCGUUUACCUCACUCACAUCACACUUUGCACUGUACAUUUAUUAUUAUUAUUAUUAUAAUUAUUGUUAUUUUUUAACUCGUGUUACCUCCAGACAGACGCGCGGACGCCUGCUGACGCGAGCUCUAGCGAAACCCCCCCGGAAUUCUAAAGGAAAAAAAAAAGAAACAAAACCAAAAAUCCUAAAAUUGGAAAUAGGGAGAUAUUUUAUUCGUUUCCAUCCUUUUCCCUCCUUUGUUUUGGGAACUCCACUCUCUGCAGGAUUUUAAGAGGUUGUUUUCGAUUGUUUUGUUGUAAAUAGCUUCUAUUUUAUUCUCUAAAAAAAAGGAAAAAAAAAAGAAUCAAUCUUUUAACAUGCAAAUGAUAUAUAUUAGUCUUCAUCAGGGAAAAUGGGAGCUUGGAAAAAAGUUGGAAUCUCCUUUCUCCUCUCCUUAUCGGUGGUUGGGUCCAGCUCUGCUCCUUCCCCCACCGCCAAAUCCUAAUUUUUAUUCCUCCCCCUGCAUAAAACUACUGUUUAAAGCCACUUUGGGCUUAUUUCCUCCAAAACCAAGCAGGAUCCAGAGGAUGGGGAUGCUCAGAGCUGCAGGAUGCUCUGGAGCACACAGACAACCCAAAGGACCUGAGCAUUUUAUUUUUAAGCCUCACAAUCUCAGUUUCUUUUAAAAUAUUUCCCUCCUCCCCCACCCCCCCUGCCACAAAAAAAAAAGAAAAAAAAAGAAAAAAAAGAAAAAUAUUCACCCACAUCUGCGUGAGACACAAUCCAAGCCGAUACCGAAACCCCCGAACCCCCCUCUCGGUAUCUCCGUUCUCAGGUUCCCACCUGGAGCACAGGGUUUUUUUCCCCCUUCCCCAGGUGCCCCCAACCCCAACCUUUAUUUUUAAUUUCACUCGGGGAAGUGGCGAUCUCAGGGGAUUUGGGUGUUUUUU
Molecule: messenger RNA, 4452 nt
Organism: Agelaius phoeniceus (red-winged blackbird)
Lineage: Eukaryota; Metazoa; Chordata; Aves; Passeriformes; Icteridae
Gene: ARID3A
Product: AT-rich interaction domain 3A
Biological process (GO): regulation of transcription by RNA polymerase II
Cellular component (GO): nucleus
Molecular function (GO): DNA binding
Source: RefSeq, a predicted model, not a curated record